Drosophila elegans is the source of this 3152-nucleotide messenger RNA. RefSeq lists its product as uncharacterized. The coding region runs from base 1714 to 3147 and encodes 477 amino acids. The transcript is spliced from 2 exons. NCBI's taxonomy places the organism in Eukaryota, Metazoa, Arthropoda, Insecta, Diptera, Drosophilidae. The record is from RefSeq and is a predicted model, not a curated record.
AUCCGAUUCUUUUAAUGCCAGUUCCUUGGGAUUUUUAUACAAUUUAGAACGUAUUUUAAAAUUGUAAUAAAAUAAAUAUAUAUUUUAUCUAAAAAUCAACGAAGCUAUAUAAUUUUUUCUAUAAAUUGUCAUAUCGGCAGCUAUCAUCCAAUCUCAGCAAUUCCGGAUUAUUAAUUCAUAAUUAAUUACUAUAUGCAAUAGAGAGAAGAACGUUUUAACCAUGUGAGCAUUCAGCACAAUAACAAAUGUAUAGAAGAAAUGAUCCAUCACCCAAGCACUAUGUGUGCCAUUUGUGAUAAACAUUUACUGCACUAAUAAAGGCCAUUUAUAAUUCAUUCAGUUUAAUCGUAUAACUGUCAUUUAUAGAACUGAUAUCCCCAGAUAUUAACGCGAUUUGCAAGGGUACAAUUAUAUCUUGUUCCAUAUACGAUAUUUGCUGAUGUAUGUUUCAGUUGUUUGGGCUCACAUUGGAAUGGAUAAAAAGGCAACGCUAUCAAUAUGUACGUACAUCUAUCAAAAUAAUAAUUACGGGGCGUGGUCGAUAGCUGGGUGUCGACGACUUGUGCAGUAACUCUGGCUUCUAGGCCCCAGUCGGUAUACUCUAGGGUCUAGACUUCUAAACCUCUAGACCUCUAGACCUAUCCCCAUAAUUUUUCUAACGUUCCUCGACAUUGUUUGCCCUGUGUCGCAUUUUAUCGUUGUUUAUCGUGAGUCGAAAUAUGCAAAUUGGACCGAAUUGCUGCCUGCCUGGUCGAGGGGUGUGGGCACAAAAGAUGUUCCAGUUACAAUGGUUAACGACAUGAAUGCUACUAAUUUUUCUAUUGAGACAGGGGGCCCACCCACGCCACCCACCCAUCCUAAGCGGCCUUGAUUGCCUGGGUGUGGGUGUGGGUGUGGGUGUGGAACGCUAACCCGUGAUGUGCAAGUGGCUGGGAUCCUUUCGUUUCGCUUCACUAUUCCCUUAACAUAAAGUAUUUCCGUUUUACUAAAGACGUUGCAAUGUAUUAAUUAAUAACAAUAGAAAAUAAUGGAUAAGAAAGUGUAAUACAAAGGGUAAUAUAACAUACAUAUAGGUAAUGCCUAUUGUAACAGGCCACAAUACAAGAUUUAUUUGAAUAUAUUAUGAUCCUUUCGUUCCACUUCGUAUGACAUCAAAACAAAGUAAAAACAAAGUAUAGUUAAAAGGGUACUACUUGAAUGUUAAUGAUCUUCCAUAGAAAAUAAGGUUUUAGAAAGCCACUAAGAUGUAUUUGAAUACUUUAAGAGGCAUGUAGUAGGGUAGUGUAUUCAUAGCUACGAUUUACCAAUCGAAACAAUCCAGUUUAUUCUUUCUGUCCCGAUUCCAUUACGAUGUCGAACAAACGACAACAAAUCGCGACCUGACGUGAUAACAAAUAACCGCAAACUGUUCACUGUUCUUGCCAACAGAAUUUGUAUUGUUCGGUUGUUCAAUAAAUGUACAUAAUUUGAAGCACCCAUCGGUGGCCAAUUCCCCUCUCCUCUCGCCCCUCAUCCCUCGCCCAAUCCUAUCCCAAUAACAAUGGGCCGUCGUGAGGAGGAGCCAUCAAUGUCAACCCGUGUAGUUCGCUUUGUUGCCUCCGACGGGCAAGUUGAAUUGGAGCAGGAGCAGGAGCUGGAGCAGGAGCAGGAUCGGGUUAACCGGCCUAUUGUCCCAGCUGUCUGCUGUCCAAAUCCCCGGGAUCCCGCAUUAGCAUGUGCUCAUCCGUUGGCCUGGUCGUCGAGGGCAUUCCACUGGGCAAUGGCCGCCAGUUUGCACCCCGGUUGACUAUGAAAAAGGAGUACAAUACCAGGUGCUUUCGACCGGAACGCUAUCGUCACGAGGUGGCCAAUCACUAUAGGGACUACAAGCUGCAGCAGCAUCUGCAUCAGCAGCAGCAGCAGCAGCAGCAGCUGGGAUCCGGAGCCGGAUCCUUAGGCCAUCGGCGUCACAGGAGGCGAAGGCGUCAGUUUUUCGAGCGCACGAUGGAGGCAUCUCGAGUGACCGCCUCAUUAGCGUCGCGAUAUGCGCAGUUCCGCGAUGUGUGGCCAACCCAUGUGCACUACUUUCCCAGAUCCGACGAUACUGCGUAUGCGUCCCGUGGCCGACGGACAGUGUGCUCCGGAGCGCCGCCCGACGACACCUACAACGACGCAGUGCGUCGCAUAAGGAGCGCCCACAGCUGCGAGCAGCUGCGUCACCUGGUCCACCGGAUUCCCUGGCAAUGGAGCACCUGCACCGGCAAUGAUGACCUGCCGCCAGUGGCCACCGCGCACGGAAGCCAAACUAAUCAUAAGCUAAAUAUUAAUAAGCGCAACCCGGCGGCGGAAGAAAGCCCACAACAGCAGCAGUUGGCAGCAGCAGUGCCACAAGUGGACUUCUACGGCUAUUUGCAACUUGCCAGCGGCUAUUACGAGCGGGGGUUGCAGGCCAACAUCAAGUACCUGCAAUCGAUUGGCCAGCAGCAGCGGCAGUGUCGUAAUGCAAUAAGGUCGUCGCCGGCGAACUUAUUCACCGAUUCGGACGCAGUGCAGCACGGCGAGAGUCCGGUGCGAAAGCUGACCGGUCGACUGGUGCAGCUGCUCAAGAGCUUGCGACGCAGAACGGCCAAGGAGGUGGCCGACGUACCGGGCAUCUGGGUGAACAUACGAGCGGUCAAGCGAGGGGAGCAGCAGCAGCAGGAGCAGGAGCAGCAGCAGGAGCUGGACUUAGACUCGAACUCAGAGGAGGAGGAGGAGCUGAACGAGGAGGCGACAGCAGAGUGGUCAACGGCUAGCAUGUGUGAUUAUUAUGCCCCCGGCUAUACAACUACGGAAUCAGGAGGAGCAUCAGCCAGAGCAGCCACCGAAGCCACAUUCGUAGCCCAAGCCCAAGACCAAACCACAACUACAAACACAUUCACAUCCACAUCCACAUCCACAGAUCAACGACGUCUGUACGAGAUCAUCGACAAUCUGAGCCACCUUGGCAUCGGCGACACCAGCAGCAAUAGCAGUAGUGGUAAUCGCAGGGAACAACUGACGCUGACGCUGCCACAGAUCACGCUCACCGACUGUACCGCUCAACAGGUGGCGCUGUACAGCGCCAGUUUCGACAUUGUCACACUGCAGAUACCCAACGAAGCCAGACCACCGUACCUCAAAGCCUGAAACCU